Meloidogyne enterolobii is the source of this 1488-nucleotide messenger RNA. Lineage: Eukaryota; Metazoa; Nematoda; Chromadorea; Rhabditida; Meloidogynidae. The record is from the annotation of a GenBank genome assembly.
AAUUUUCUAGUAAUUAAAAUGUCAUUUUCGCGUGGCCCACAUACUUUCCAAGUAUCUACUAAAUUAUUUGAAUUAAAUAGACAACGUUUAGUGACUGAAUUAUUAAAAAAUUUUGACCAAAACAUUAAAGGAAAUUAUGUACUUUUAGAAGGCGGUUGUGAAAAUACUCGUUAUAAUACUGAUGCGGAUGAAAUUGCUUUUAGACAGGAAUCCUAUUUUUUCUGGACUUUUGGAGUACACGAGCCUGGUUGUUAUGGAGCUAUUGACAUUAAUAGUGGAAAAUCGUUUUUGUUUCCUCCCAAACUUGCGCCAGAUUAUGCAAUAUGGGAUGGAAAAAUCCAAAACGAGCAAUGGUUUUUAAAUAAAUACAAAGUUGAUCAGGUUGUAUUCCAUGAAAAUGGUUCGAAAAUUAUUGAAACAUUAAAUGCUUUUAAUCCAAUAAAUAAAUUAUUGCUUUUGCGAGCUGAAAAUACUGACAGUGGAAUUGUUCUCGAGCCUCCAACAAAAAUUCCUGGAUUGGACAAAUUUGAGACUGAUACAAAAAUACUUUACCCAAUAAUUGCUGAAUUGCGUGUAAUUAAAACUGAUUUGGAAAUUGAGGUUUUGAAAUAUGCGUCAAAAUGUGCAAAUGAGGCACACAAGGAAUUAAUGCGCCAUGUUAAGCCAAAUAUGUUUGAAUAUCAAAUGGAAAGCCUUUUCCGUCACAUUUCCUAUUAUGGUGGAGGUUGUAGACAUUUGGGGUAUACUUGUAUUGCAGCAACGGGGUGUAACGCUGCUAUUUUACAUUAUGCACCAAAUGACCGCCAAUUUAAUGAUGGGGAUCUUUGCCUUUUUGAUAUGGGACCGGAAUAUAAUUGUUAUGGUUCUGAUGUGACUUGUACAUUCCCUGCUAAUGGAAAAUUUUCUGAAAAACAAAAACUAAUUUACAAUGCUGUUUAUAGAGCUAAUCGAACAGUUUUAAAGGAAGCUAAGCCUGGCAUUCGUUGGACAGAGAUGCAUUUACUUGCAGAGAAAAUAAUUUUAGAAGAUUUGCAGGCUGGGGGGUUAUUAAUUGGUAAAGUAGAGGAAAUGGUGGAAAAGAGAAUUGGAGCUAUCUUUAUGCCUCAUGGAUUGGGGCAUUUUAUGGGACUAGAUAUUCACGAUGUUGGCGGAUAUUUGGGGGAUGCUUUACCUCGUUCGGAUAAACCCGGAUUAAAAUCACUUAGAACAACUCGAACACUUAAAGAAAAAAUGUGUAUAACAAUUGAACCUGGAUGCUAUUUUAUUGAUACGUUAUUGGACAAAGCCUUUGCUGACCCAGAAUUGUCAAAAUAUUUGGUAAAAGAAAAAAUUGAGGAAUUUAGAGGAUUUGGAGGGGUCAGAAUUGAAGACGAUAUAAUUAUUUUGGCAAAUGGGAAUUUAAAUAUGAAUGCAGAAUUGCCUAGAACUGUAGAGGAAAUUGAAGAAUUUAUGUCCUUAAAUAACAAAAAUUGUUGUGGAAAACAAUAA